Phyllotreta striolata is the source of this 4212-nucleotide messenger RNA. Lineage: Eukaryota; Metazoa; Arthropoda; Insecta; Coleoptera; Chrysomelidae. The record is from the annotation of a GenBank genome assembly.
AUGGAAAGGUCCUUCGCGGACGUUCGCAAGGAGCUCGACGAUUUGGGCUAUGGGGAAACUUUGACGCCCGACUGUUUGCCGCUGGUGAGGAGGCUGCUCGGCGAUUUGGUGAUAACCACCGAUAGUCUCAGGAAAUACAUGAAAAUAUCCCAGCAAGCUUUGGAGGAACGUGACAAUUUGAAAUUCGGAGCGGAGCCCUACAAGUGUGAUAAUGCCAAACUCAUUAAAGAAUGCAAUGAAUUACAUUUAGCUUUUAUACAGUUUAAGGAGCAACAUGAAAAAGUGCAAAGAGAUUUAAGAGCAAAAAUAGCGUCAUUGGAAACUCAAUUGACCGAUUGCGGUAUAGAAAAACAAAAAUUGAAAUUGCAGUUGCAAGAUUUCGUACAAAAAACUAAAGGAUCUUUUAAGAGAGUACAAGAAUCGAAGCCGAAAAGUGAUAUAAAUAGAAAAGUUAUGGCUACAGCAGACUCGAGAAUAACGAAACUCAACGACGAUAUUAAGAAUUUAAAAGACGAGCAAAUUCAACUUUUAAAAAACAACGAAUUCUUAUUAUUACAGUUGGAAAACAGAGACCAAGAGAUCAAAAGACUGACCGGUUUGCUGGAAGGUGGAAGACCAACUAGCGCAGUAAUCAACGAUUGCUGCUACAAAAACAUCGACAACAAACUCGGUUCUCUAGAAGACGAAAUAUCGAGUUUAAAAACGGAAAAAAACGCCAUACAAAACCAAUUGAAAGAGUCUCUAUCGAAGCAGCACGAGGCGAUGCGAAGGGCCCUUCGUUUAGCCGAAAGGAACAAAACGCUCGAAGAGGAAUUGAAAGAUAUAGAUAAAAUAGCUCUAUCUGUCGAAGCCGAUUGUAACAACACCGUAAAAUCUAACGUCGAAAAAGUUACAAGACUGCAAGAUAAAAUCAACGAAUCGCUCAUACAAAAACAGAACCUCGAAUUGGAGAUUCACAAGCUAAACAUCGACAAGACCGAACUGGUAUCGCAAUUGGAAUCCGUUAAAUUGGAAAAAAAGAAAUUGCGCGCUUUACUCGAUGCGGAAAACGACGAAAAGAAACGAUUGAACGAUCGAAUAAACAAUUUCACCAUCAUAGAGCGAGAUUUGAACAUGGAGAUCGAUCGAUUACUGAGGACUUCGGGCGAACAAAAACGCAAAAUCGUCGAAUUGGAAAGCGAAUUGCUCGCUAUCAAAGGUUCGGAUUCGAACAAAGCGCGCACCAGCGGGAAACUCCAGCACAAAAAAGGCUGCAGGAAAUCGUCGACGGAUAAAGACAAUUCGGCCACCAAAGAGCCGGUCAACAGAGACAAAUCGCCACCGUCUAAAGACAGAUCGAACAGGGCUAAAUCCGCCUCGUUGGGUACCGCCUACGAUCCCAAGGUGCAAUCGAAAUGUUGCUGCGAAGCCGGCGGUUGCGUCAAAUGGAUGACGGAUCUUUUGAAUAAGGAAAUCGAACACAGACAGGAGCAGGCCACCCAGCAGAUCGAGUCGUUGCGCAAAGAGAAGGAUUUCUACAUGAAAGAGUACCACAGGUUGUUGGAACGUCCCAAAUCCGCUCCCAACUCGCUAUCGGACAAAUCCUCGAAGCAACUCGACGAAUUGUUGAGCAGGAUUAAAGAUAAAGAUAAAAUCAUCGCCACGCUUCAGGAGGAAUUGAAGGUUUUGACAAGCGAAAAAUACUGUUUAACGUCGCGAUUGGAGGCUCAGAAUAGGGACAGUUCGAUCGAUUUCGAUGAAAUCUGCACGAGAACGACGUGUAAGAGACGCAACAGGGAAUUGGACGUGCACAAGGAGGAGGUGAAACAUUUGGAAAGGGAGAACGAUUCGUUGAAGAACAAAAUCCGGAAUUUGAGCGAAACGUCGCUGUUCAACGAGGAACGCAUGAAAAAAGCUUUCCAGGAAAUGGAAGAGCACAUCGGUAAGCUGGAAAACGAGCGAAGGGAUUUGGUGAUAUCCCAAGGUACCAAUCGAUCGAAUCUAUCUCAUCUCGAAGACGAAUGCAGGAUUUUAAGAGAGAAAUUACAAGCCGCACAGAAGGAGGCCAACAAUCAAAAGAUCAAUUACGAGCAAUUAAAGAUACUACACGAUCAAACUAAUCGGGCGUUGAGCGACGCCCAAUCGCAGGUGUUGCGGGCCGAAAGCGAAGUGCAAACGUUGCAGAGCAAAAUGGGCAAUAGUCACAGGGAGAUGUCGUGUCACGAAAGGGAAAUCGCCCGAUUGCAGGGCGACGUCGAUCUCAUGAAAUGCCAAUUGACCAAAAUCGAUCGAGAAAAAGACGAACUUUUGAACGUCGUGGACGAGAAAACCGAACGAAUCGAUCGAUUAGAAAACGACAUUCGCGAGAAAAAGAAACGCCUGGCGGAAUUGGAAAAGGAAACGAAGGAUUUGAACAGGAAAAUGAGAACCACGUCGGAGGAGCACUCCUCGUUCGAAGCGCAAUUGCGAUCCAGCAAGCAGGAAAUCGAUCUCCUCCAGCAGGAUUUGGAGAACGAAAGGCGAUGCAAAGAUGUAGCAGUACAAGAAAACAGACGUUUGCAAGAAGACAUCGCCAGCCUCACCAUCGACUGCAAAGACGCCAGAAAAGAACUCGAAAUAACCAAAAGACAAGUCGAAGAUCUCAAAAGGCAACUACAACAAUACGUGGCGGAAGUUAAACGAACCGAGGAUCUCAUAUCGCACAAAGAAUUCGAACGCGCUGAAUUAUUGGACCAAUUCAAGAGCCUAUCGCAGGAGAACAACCUCCUGGAAACCACCAAUCACACGCUGGAAAGCGAGGCGAGCCAGACUCGCGUUCAACUCAACGUCGCCCUCGAUCACGCCUCGGACCUGGAACGGAAAAUCCACGAUCUCGAAGCCGUCGCGAAGAGCUACGAACAACAGAUCAGCGAAUUGACGAGCCAAAUAGCCUGUCUGGAAAUCCGAAUGAAACAAGGCCACUCGACCGCCGAGCAAUAUAUUGAAGAGAUGAGGCAUUUGAAGGAGUUGUGCGUGAAAUUGGACAGCGAAAGGGACGAUUUGCGAAGGGAAAUCAGGAGCAAAGAUGAGCAAAGGAUCGCUUUGGAGAGGAAAAUGGAUUUGUUUAGUAGGGAAAACGGCGAGCUAAAGAGAGCUCUGGACGGGGAUAAAAACAGCCAGGAGGGUUUGGAGAGGCUUUUGAACGAAGCUAGGCGAGAUCUUGCAGAUCAGCGAUUGUCGAACGAGGAAUUCCAGGGGGAAAUCGGGAGAUUGCGGGCGAAAAUCGACGAGCUGGAAGAGCGAUUAACUGGCGGUAAUUCCUGCAAAUCGUACAGCGACGAUUUCGACGCGGAGAGUCCUCAAAACGAGCGAGAUACAAACGAAAAUUGUUCGCAGGAUUCGACGCCCAAAACCUACUCGAUACCCUCCAAGCAUUCUUUAACCAGUCCCAAACAGGACGAAAGAGAAUCGAACGUUUGCAGGAUACCCAAGUGCAAAAAACCGCCGGUGCAAAUGAAGGACAAAUCGUCGAAUCCCGACGAGAAGAAACCGACUAAAAAAAUUAGCAAAAGCCCCGUUAAAUCGUUUAAUCCUCCCGAUCGCGAGAAACGUACGAAAAUACCGCAGAUUAAAAGCAAAUUCCCCGCGCGCGAUUCCAACAAAUCCAAAUCGGAGGAGGAGUUCGAUUUGCAAGAGAUCAAAAACAAAUUGCCUCCGAUACCCCAGCGAAAGGCGGCCUUCGCCUCCAGGUUGAAGCAGCCCGCGAGAGUGGCGAGAACCCCGAAACCCGUCGAAAAGAAACCACCAACUAAACCGUUGAAAAAACCCCAUAAAGAUCUCGAUAAAACGACGGUGAGUUCGUCUGUAGCUCUCGGCCCCAUCGGGGUGGUUCCCAUGAAUAGCGAUCACCCGGAUUUCAAGCCUUUGGAGCCCCAGGAGUCGGCGUCUUUCGCGGCGUUUACGGUGGAAAUUCCGAAAGAUGCUCCCAAGGAGAAGCCGAAACCAAAAUUUUUCACCUUCUCCAACGAGGGAAUCGUCCCUGUCAAGAAGAAGAGAAAUGAAAAUAUCCAGAUGGCUGGAAGCCUUCUACGAACAAAACGUCAAUUUGACAACGUUGCCUGGCAACGCUGUAUUAUCCGACGUCAACGGAGAUGGGAACUACAACCUGGUGAUAACCGAUAUGAAGUUAGAAAGAAAUCGCAGCAAAAUGAAAGUGUACAAAGGCACUUCGUCCAUCGAAAUCCCUCUACCUGA